AUGAGGAAGGUCGAAAAAGUUGAUGACGUUGAAACAUAUAGUGUCGAUGAGAUUCUCGACUCGAGGAGUAUCACAAACACAAAGUACGAAGAGUACAAAGUUCGCUGGCUCGGAUAUGACGAGGAGGCAGAUCAGACUUGGGAGACGCAAGCGCGAAUCGGCGCCCUCAACGAUAUUAUGCAAUUUUGGGAGCAGAAAGCCGAACAUGCUAAGACUAAAAAAACGAAAGACUCUGCGAAAGCCAAACUUCUUCUUUUCAAGCGGUUAUGUGAAGUUACUCCACCAAACGUUCGAUUCUCUCUACAUCAUCCAACAUAUGGAAGUGAUAACGCUAAAGAGAUAAUAAAGAAAUUAUCCGGAUUUGCGUCAGCUGAACAGGUUCUUUGUGAAACAAAUCCUUACGAUGUUGAGUUGCAAGUAGAACGGGUAAACGAAGAGAUCACAAGACAGAGAUAUGGCGAGUUUCUACGCUUGGCCAGGGCAAAGAAAAACGAUCCUGAUCUGCUGCAUCUCUUCAAGCUGCAGGUGGGAAUUGAUUCGUUGCAUAUGGAGGCUCUCAAGCGUUUUCCCACAUUUAGCAUGAAAGCUAAUGGAAUUUGUUUUGAUAUUCAAGCAAAGAUGGGACCUCACUAUCAGAACAAACGGGAAGUCAAGUAUCAGCAAAGCUCUGCAACCACAACUUUUGAACUUUCGGAUGAACAUCUUUCUGCAGAUGAGAACCCAGUUCCAAGUACAUCGCUUCCAGCUUCCUGUCGUGAUGGAAUUGCGCUUUUUUUGUGUAGAACAAUCGACACUGAUCUUGUCCAGUGGGAUCUACGAGUUCAGAAGCAGUUACCCGGAAUGGUCACUGAUAUACCCAAAAAUACUCUGAUUUGUCGAAUUGGAGGCGAAAUUGUGCCAAAAGAGGAAGCCGCUACCGCCUUUCGAGAGCUUGGGGAGUUGGCCAGAAAAGCAUUCGUUGCUUUGCCGCCAAAAAUUUCCAAAACUGAGACAAUCAGCCGAAUCAACUACCGGGAUCCAUCUUUCUUUAUGGCUCACUCAUGCACUCCCAAUUGUUGUGUCAAGUGGGUUCAACGGGAGAAAAACGACAAACUUUUCGACACAUUUGGAUGGAUUGGUGAAGUGAGAACGAGAAACAAGGUCAGUGCUGGUGAUUCCCUUACGUUGAACUGGUAUAAUGGCGCAAGACCAAACAAAUGUGGAUUCAAAGAAUAUCAAAAAGCCUUGGACUCGUUGAUCGAUUCAGCCAUUUGUUUGGAGCCAAAAGGAAAAGAAAUUUGCUGUAAGUUGCUCACAAGAUAUGGCCCGAAAGAUCCAAAGAUUUUCACUGGCGCUAUUAUCGGA
Messenger RNA from Mesorhabditis belari, 1344 nucleotides. The record is from the annotation of a GenBank genome assembly. Lineage: Eukaryota; Metazoa; Nematoda; Chromadorea; Rhabditida; Rhabditidae.